This is a messenger RNA of Marasmius oreades (fairy-ring Marasmius), 576 nucleotides long. RefSeq lists its product as uncharacterized. Gene Ontology annotation, cellular component: nucleus. The record is from RefSeq and is a predicted model, not a curated record. Lineage: Eukaryota; Fungi; Basidiomycota; Agaricomycetes; Agaricales; Marasmiaceae. The transcript has a single exon. Bases 1 to 576 code for a protein of 191 amino acids.
AUGCCAGAUGCCGAUCGCGUUGCACAGAUAGAGAAGGAGCAUGCAGAAUCGAAUAACCCACUGAAUAUUCACUAUGACCAUACCAAAGAGGUUCGGACGACCGGGGCUGGCUUCUAUAAUUUUUCCGCCGACGAAGAAACUAGGCGGGCUCAAAUGGAAGAACUGAAGACGACGAGAAAGGAAACUGAACAGGCUCGUGCGGAUGCCGGGGCUGUUGAUUUGAGACCAGGGGAAGUAGAAGGGCUGGUCGGAGAAGCACAAACAGGGAUCGUGAAAAGUAGAGCAAUGGAAAAGAGGAAGAGAGAAAUUGAGGAAAGGAGAAAGAUGGUGGAAGCCAAGCGGAGGAAAGUAAAGCCUACAGACGACUUUUCGCAGCACAAGGCCGAAGCUCAACGACCGGAAGUGUUUGUGGCGACUGCAACCGACCCUUUCGCAGCAUUAGAAGCAGCACCAAAAUCUAGGGAGGAGAAGCAAAAGAUCAAGUGCAAAGAAACGACUGUUGGGGAGGUUCCCAAUGAAGCGGAUGCAUUUCUCGCUCGAUUAGAGAACGAUAUCCUGAAGCGGAAACGAAAAUAA